This is a messenger RNA of Adineta steineri, 930 nucleotides long. NCBI's taxonomy places the organism in Eukaryota, Metazoa, Rotifera, Eurotatoria, Adinetida, Adinetidae. The record is from the annotation of a GenBank genome assembly.
AUGUCAAUAUCUAUAGCAAGCACGACGACUGCACCAACAGCAUCUACAAAUACAUCAGUAGAUACAAUAAAAAAUAAUGAACCACUUGCUGUUCGAGUUAUGCGGUUAUCUAAACCUGCAUUAUAUCAAAAUAUACCAGUUUAUGGUGAAGACGAAUCUUCAUCAUCCGUAGCUGCAUUUCUUACUGGUCAAUCACAUGAUAUAGCAAUUGGAAGUGAUAAUUCGGUAUUCAGUCAUUUACUUGUACUUCCAUAUAGUUUUGGUAAUGUAUUUUUGGGUGAAAUAUUCUCCGCGAUUGUUGCUUUACAUAACCAGAGUGAUCAGAUACUUCGAGAUGUAAUUCUUAAAACAGAUAUUCAAACAGCUUCACAAAGAAUUACACUUAGUUCAGGUGAUCAAAAUGAUUUGAAUAAAAUUGAAUUAGCACCAGAUCAAAGUAUUUCACGAGUUUUACAACAUGAAGUUAAAGAACUUGGAAAUCAUUCUCUAGUAUGUACUGUAACAUGUAUCGAUCAAAAUGGUGAAAAAUGUAAUUUAAAAAAAGUUUUUAAAUUACCUGUUGGCAAACCAAUUGAUUUAAAAACACGUUUUAUAUCUGGUGCAACACAUGAUGAAUAUUAUAUUGUUGCUGAUAUUCAAAAUCAAACUCCAUCAAUAUUAAAUAUGACAACUGUUGCAUUGGAACCAUCAACUGCAUAUACCGCGAUAAAUCUAAGUAAUCUUCAUCAUGAAAAUUCCGAAAAUUCACUUUGUGAAUCAUGGCGUUUUAUUCGACCAAAUGAAAUUACAACAUAUAUGUUUUAUUUAAAAGCUCGAAAAGAUGCUAGUUUUGACGAAAUUCAUUCCACAACAACAUUAGGUAAACUUGAUAUUGUUUGGAUGUCUGGUUUUGGUGAACGUGGUCGUUUACAAACAAAUCAAUUACCAAAA